UAGCAACACUGUCACAAAAAUUUGCUGAUAACAAAAAAAAACAUUGAUAAGAAACGUGAAAAUUUGAACUUUUUUCAAAAGUUUCGAAUCAAAAGCUCGAAAGUCUUCUCUACCAAGUAAUAAAUCCUAAUUACAACUAUUGAAAUUAUGGCUGAAGCGAGUAAUCAAGACAAUCCAUCAACCGAAGAAAUCACAGACUCUCCCAAAAAAGGUCCUACAUUAUCAACCAGUACCAGUAGUUUUGAACCUUUAGAUCCUCAUGAUCCGAAUCUAAGUCGUUUAGCUAACGCUCUGUUCGAAAAAACUUCGGAAUAUUUGCUGCUUGAACUGAAUGCUACUCAAGAAGAUUACGAAUUACUCACGAAUAUGAAUAAUAUAACGGCAACGAAGUACUCGGAUAUGAGACAAAUCGCCACCAAAGUAUCGAAACAAGUUCAAGAUUUAAAUAAUAAAUAUAAGAAACUAUCACCUUUACUCGAAAUAAUAACUCAAUUACAAAGUAACAUAUCGAAACUAGAAGAAGCUGCUUAUAAAUUGGACGCGUAUGCGAAAAAACUAGAAGACAGGUAUAAAAUAUUAGAAAAACGGUACAAUACUGCCAUUAAUUGAGUUGUUUUUCAUCGAAUUGUGUAUUUUUUUGGUAUAAUUUUUGUACAAAUAAUAUUUAAGUAUAAUUUUUAAUCAUUGGUAUAACGCUUGUUUUUUUACCUACGUGAAUAAAGGCUCGUUUAGACUAUGACAGUACUGUCAUGAAAGUGCUGUCAUGACAGCAACUUUCACAGUAUAAAUUGCACUGUCAUGUACUGUCACCCCACUGUGACAGUACUGUCACACUAUCAUGCAUGCAUGAUAGUAGAGCAUGACAGUGAAAGUGAGGAAGGUGUUUUGAGUUUUUUUCUCACCUUUAUAAUUAUGGCUAGUGUGAAAUGAAGUUAAAAGUUCAGUAUUUUCAUAUUUCUGGUGAUAUUUUAUGAUUUAAGGACAAAAGAAGCUCUCUAGGUUAGAAUGAAGGGUUGAUGAAAGUGUACUUUGUGUGUAAACACCUCUGUUAUGAAAGCGUGAAAAUCAACAACUUUCAUGAAAGCACUAUCACGACAGCACUGUCAUAGUGUAAACGAGCCUUAAUAAUUCACGAUGAAAUCUCUUGUUGGUUCUCAUUUUGGCUGUCCUCCUCUUCGAUCUGUAAUAUUUCCACAGAAAAUUAUUUCUAUUUAAAAAUAUACGUCGAUAAAUUUUUAAAUUUAAAGCACUCACAGCAGUUCUUCUGUUAGCCAAAUUAGCGCAGUAAAAAUGUCGAGCGCUUAUCUGAAAUUUUUAAAUUUAAAAUACAGAUUUAUUUUCAAAAAAAAAUUCCUUCGCAAAAAUUAAAAUAAUUUAAAACUUACCGGAGACUGGUAGUAAUCUUGUAACGAAGGUAUUGUGUCACGAUUUUGUAAACCAGCUUCUUUAGUUUCUAUAUUAUGAACUAAUUUAUAAACAGCCGAAUUGGAUAGAUCAAAUUUCGGUGGUUCGUAUUUUCGAAAAUUCACCCUAAAAUAAUUUUCUUUCGGAUUUAAAUGUUCAAGAUACAAAUUUCAAAUUAAAACUAAUGUCUUACCCAACAGUUGAUCCAACUAAUACUUCUGCCUGCGAUAUUAAAGUUUCAGCUAUGAAUUCUUCGUUAUAAGCAUCCUUCGGUUUUCUCCAGAUUCUACCCCCGGGCAGCACAACUGGUCUUGGUAAUGGAGUCAGAGGACAGGCAGGUCGUCGUUUAGGAUGUUCUUCUUCCUGCAAUGUUUCAAAAUCAGAAAAAUUCGAGUAAUAAUUUCUAAUUAAAUUCAACCUACGUCUGAAAUCUUCUUCGAUUUGUUUGGUCGAGUUUCUUCGUCAGAAUGAUUCUCAUUAGGUUCAGAUUCGGUCAACGUUGGUUCGGUGUUUUCGAAUUGAACGUCGCUGUCUUGCUGACCCAUUUCGUUGGGGUUUUCAUCGUAAUCAUCGUUGAAUUCCGCAUUUUCGUCGUAAUCGGCUCGAAGUUCGGCAUUUUCAUCAAUUUCGCCAGUUUCUUGGGCAAUAUCAGUGUCACUUUUGGAGUCGGUUUCUUCAUCUUGGCCAUUACUAGAGGAAGAGUUAUCCUGUAGGAUAAAAUCGAAUGUAAUUUUUGUAUUUAUUUGUUCGAUGAAUUAUUUUAAAUCUCGUUUAGGAACCUUCAACUGAGUCAAUUGAGUUAUUUGAUUUUGAAUCGCAGCCAAUUGGGAUUGUAUUAGAGAUGGCAAUUGCUCCAGAGAACUGAGUGUAUUUUUGAUGAGGUUUAGUUGAACUUCAAAUUCAGUUUUUGGCAGUUGUACAUUUCCUUCUACGAGAUCCUGAAGCAAAUAAAUAUUUAAUUACUAUUAAUCACGUGUAAGUAAUUAACCUUGAAUUAAAUAGGAAGUUGAUGGGAUGAAAAAAAUUUUAAUGUGCAAAAUAUUGAUAAAUUCGAGAUAAGUUUAAGCAAGCAAAAUAAAUAAUUGAUAAAUUCUACUAAGUAUUAGGUAGGUGCAUUCGGUGUUUUACGAGUAAUUUCUCACGAUUUUCGAAACGUAGAGGAAUUUUUUUAAUUCAUUUCAAAACUGCUCUCACUUUUGAUAUUUCGAAGUCCCUUCCCUCAUUUUUUUAAAAACCUAAAACUGAUUUUAAUUUUAAUUAUUUAAACGAGUAAUAUGUAUCUUACGUUGUCAGCACUAUUUGAUUCAUCUCCCGUUGUUUCAUUUUCUACUGUCUCAUUUUCAGUUUCAUCAUCGAUAUUAUCGUUUCGAUCAUCAGAUUCGGUUUCAUUUUGAGAACUUUCUUCGUUCGUCAGUUCAUUUUGAUCGUUUAAUUCCGAGCUACGGUUUUCGUCAGAUUCUGUUAUAUUUUCUGAUUGAUCAGCCUGCUGUAGGUGUAAAAUAUUCAUUUUAUUAAAAUAUAAAAAGCAUAGUCUAAUUCGCAGUCAAAUCAACAAAAUCAAAUUUUACUUCGGUUUUAAUUUCAGGACUGAGUUUAGGCUUAGGCUGCGGAAUAGGUCUAUCCGGAGGGGCUAAAAAAGUUGAAAAUCUUUUAUUCGGACAUUUCUUGAGCUGUUCUUUUUCUGAGAGUUCUUUAUGAACUUGUUCUUCUUGUAAGACCUACGCAAAAACGUUAUUUAAACGUCAAUGAAUAAAUUUCUAUUUUUAAAUAUGAUAAAAAUCAUUUUGUAUAGUCACUUGAAAGACAGCCGAAUCCUUGAUAAACUCGCACUUGGGAAUAAAUCUCUUGAAGUUGACGCUGAAAUAAUAAUUCGGGUAAACAAAUAAGCCUAUUGAUUGAGUAACGAUAUCAUUGCGAUUGCGAUUAUGUUUUCGAAAUAUACCCGAUGACGUUUUUGCCUUUUUCUUCGAUGACUUCAGCAUUCUCUAAUAACAUCUGGUUAAUUUCAUCUUCGGUUGGUUCGUGAAAUUCUGAAUAUUCGUCUUCGCUUUGGUCUUGGUC
Messenger RNA from Planococcus citri (citrus mealybug), 3465 nucleotides. RefSeq names its product biogenesis of lysosome-related organelles complex 1 subunit 2 (gene Blos2). The record is from RefSeq and is a predicted model, not a curated record. The coding region runs from base 148 to 609 and encodes 153 amino acids. The transcript has 4 exons. Gene Ontology annotation, molecular function: gamma-tubulin binding. Gene Ontology annotation, biological process: endosomal transport; lysosome localization. Gene Ontology annotation, cellular component: BORC complex; gamma-tubulin complex; BLOC-1 complex. NCBI's taxonomy places the organism in Eukaryota, Metazoa, Arthropoda, Insecta, Hemiptera, Pseudococcidae.